Molecule: messenger RNA, 2642 nt
Organism: Rhea pennata
Lineage: Eukaryota; Metazoa; Chordata; Aves; Rheiformes; Rheidae
Gene: METTL14
Product: methyltransferase 14, N6-adenosine-methyltransferase subunit
Exons: 11
Coding region: 15-1394 (459 amino acids)
Cellular component (GO): RNA N6-methyladenosine methyltransferase complex; nucleus
Molecular function (GO): mRNA binding
Source: RefSeq, a predicted model, not a curated record
GCGGUUGCUGGGCGAUGAACAGCCGCCUGCAGGAGAUCCGGGAGCGGCAGAAGCUGCGGCGGCAGCUCCUGGCGCAGCAGUUAGGAGCUGAAAACGCAGACAGUAUUGGUGCUGUGUUGAACAGUAAAGAUGACCAGCGGGAAAUUGCUGAAACAAGAGAAACAUGCAGGGCUUCUUAUGAUACAUCUGCACCCAAUGCAAAACGCAAGUAUCCAGAUGAGGGAGAAGCUGAUGAAGAAGAGAUUGAAGAAUAUAAGGAUGAAGUAGAGCUGCAGCAAGAUGAAGAAAACCUACCGUAUGAAGAAGAGAUUUACAAAGAUUCAAGUACCUUUCUUAAGGGGACUCAGAGCUUAAAUCCGCACAAUGAUUACUGCCAACACUUUGUGGAUACAGGACACAGACCCCAGAACUUCAUCAGAGACGUGGGCUUAGCAGAUAGGUUUGAAGAAUAUCCAAAACUUAGAGAGCUCAUCAGGUUGAAGGAUGAGCUGAUAUCUAAAUCUAACACUCCACCCAUGUACUUACAGGCAGACUUGGAGGCUUUUGAUAUUAGAGAACUGAAGUCCAAAUUUGAUGUGAUUCUUCUGGAACCACCACUGGAAGAAUACUACAGAGAGACUGGCAUUACUGCCAAUGAAAAAUGCUGGACCUGGGAUGAUAUUAUGAAGUUGGAAAUUGAAGAGAUUGCAGCCCCAAGGUCAUUUGUGUUUCUGUGGUGUGGCUCGGGAGAGGGUCUGGACCUUGGCAGAGUGUGUCUACGCAAAUGGGGUUACCGAAGAUGUGAGGACAUUUGUUGGAUUAAAACCAAUAAAAACAAUCCUGGGAAAACCAAGACUCUAGACCCCAAGGCUGUUUUCCAAAGGACCAAGGAGCACUGCCUCAUGGGCAUUAAAGGAACUGUGCGUCGCAGUACAGAUGGUGACUUCAUCCAUGCUAAUGUUGACAUUGACCUAAUAAUCACAGAAGAGCCUGAAAUUGGCAACAUAGAAAAACCUGUAGAGAUUUUUCACAUCAUUGAGCAUUUCUGCCUUGGACGACGGCGUCUUCAUCUUUUUGGAAGGGACAGUACAAUUCGACCAGGUUGGCUGACUGUAGGACCCACCCUCACAAACAGCAAUUUCAAUGCAGAAACGUAUUCUUCAUACUUCACUGCUCCAAAUUCCCACCUGACUGGCUGCACAGAGGAGAUCGAGAGACUUCGGCCCAAGUCGCCACCACCCAAGUCCAAGUCUGACCGAGGAGGUGGCGCUCCCAGGGGAGGAGGAAGAGGAGGGACUUCAGCAGGCCGAGGAGAAAGGGGCAGAGAGAGGAACAGAACUAAUUUCCGGGGUGAGCGGGGUGGCUUCAGAGGGGGCCGUGGAGGUACCCACAGGGGUGGCUUCCCCACACGCUGAUGACUUAAGGAAUUACUUCCCCUGGUCCUAUGCCUCAUUGCUGAAUCUCUUUUUCCUUGUCUUGUUUUUGCUAAAGUGAAUUAUUCUGGGGACUCAAGCUAGAUGACUUUUUAAAAUGUUUUUGGUGCAAGCAGUUCCAAAUAUUCUGCCUUCCUAUGACUGAUCUGGUACAUCACCUCACUCAGCAGGCAGGAUCCCGCACUUGAAUGGCGCUAAAGUUGGCCUCCUGGCAGCUUCCAUUCAUCAAAGCAGAGAGAACCAUCUCUUCAAACCAUGGAUAGGAUGGAAGUGAAGAUACUUGCUCUUCCUUUCUAAAACUUGCAAGUUGUGGGCUUUUUUUUUUAAUUAUAGUUUUUUCCAAAAUGUGGAUUCUUCUUCCUUCUUUGUAUGUCCAGGUGUGAACUACUUGGAUUAAUAUCACAUAAUGGGUGUGAAAUGCAGUUGAGUUGCAUGGCAAUAGCAGACUUAUUUUCUUAUUCACAGAAGAAAAAAUGCUGUGUCAAUACAGACACUUAUUUUAACUUAUCUUAAACCAGGAGCAAAUUGAAUAAAUAGAGUUGUAUUUUUUCCUUAUUGGGCCUAAAUUUUCUGAAUCAAUCAUGGGAACAGGGAACAAAUGGAUUCUGUCUGUCCUUCCCCCCUGCCCCGCCUUUCAUUUAUCGAAUAUGUGUGCACUCAUUUUUCAUGUUCGUAGUAGGAAGAGUGGUAACUCUGUCUAGUCACAUUUUGUGUUUCAUGGAAAGCGAAAAGUUACCGUGCAUUUAUAUCCAGGUCAGAAAGUCUGUGUAGAUCUGGAUUGCUUCUUUAAUAGAGAUUUUCACCUAGAGCCUGUUAAUAACCUUGUUCUUCAGUAGGAAAAAGUUUUAUUGCAGAGCAAUUGCAAUGUAAGUAAUAAAAAGACCUCAUUGGAGGCCAUAUUGGAAACGUAAGGAGAUGUUACAAGAGGGAGUGCUGCAAAUGUAUGGCCUGGGUAGUGACGGCACCGUAGUUAGAAUUGUGUUUUGCUUUGCCUGUGGACCUUGUGUGCAUUGGAAAUCGAGUAUUGGUUUUCAGAAAAUAACACGACUCUCAACUUCUUGGACAAUGCUUGGAAGACUGAACAAACCUGGCCAUUGAAGUCCCAGAUUCUUAGGCAUGGAUUUCAGAGAAUUGGCUUUUAAGUCUCGUGAUCUUUAUCAGUUGAAGCCUAGCUUUUAUAAAAGCUAUCUUGUAAAGUAGUGAAUUAUUAAACUUGUUUAUCAAAGCCAA